CUGCAUCUAACAUACAUCAGCCAAUGCUAUUGGUUGAGAACUGAUUUGUAUGGAAAUGCAGCGUAUUAGUGUUUUCGUGGUUUUGUUUCAUUUGGCAGGAGCUGCAAUUGGUGAUGAUUUCCAUGAGCAAUUGGGUCACAUAAGACCCCAAGUCUCCAAAGAGGAUCAAUCCAAGGCUGCCUUGGAUGCCAUCAAGAGAAUUCUGAAAGAAAGGUCUGCUGAAUUUUCUGUGGACGUGAAUCCUGAUCAAGGAGGCAUUGGAAAAGAUUACUUCAAGAUUAAUAAACAAGAAGGAAUCAUCAAGAUAUCUGGAACUUCUGGGGUAGCCGUUUUGACAGGGUUGAAUUACUAUUUGAAAUAUGUUUGUGAGGCACAUAUUUCUUGGGAAGCUUCUCAGUUGGAUUUGCCAAAAGAGCUGCCAGAAGUGAAUAUCACGGUAACAUUGAUUGACAGGUUCCGGUAUUAUCAGAACGUAUGUACCACAAGCUACAGCUUUGUAUGGUGGAAUUGGCAACAAUGGGAGAAACACAUAGACUGGAUGGCACUCAACUCCUUCAAUCUGGUGCUGGCUUUCAACGGGCAAGAAGCGAUUUGGGAAAGGGUCUACAAAAACUUGAAUCUCACACAAGCUGACAUCGAUGAACAUUUCACUGGACCAGCAUUUUUGUCAUGGUUGAGAAUGGGAAAUAUUCGAGGUUGGGGUGGCCCUCUGUCCAGAGCUUGGCACGAAAGGUCAAUUUGGCUGCAAAAGAAAAUACUCCAACGAAUGAGAAGUCUGGGUAUCAUUCCUGUGUUGCCAGCUUUCGCUGGACAUUUGCCACGGGCUUUCCAAAGAAUAUAUCCCCAAGUGAAUAUGACACGUAUGGAACAAUGGAAUCAUUUCAAUGAUACCUACUGCUGUCCUUAUUUCCUGGACCCAACUGAAGAUUUAUUCAAAGCAAUUGGUAAAAUGUUUAUAGAGGAGCAAAUGGCAGAAUUCGGAACUGAUCACAUCUACAACUGUGAUAGUUUCAAUGAAGUGGACCCAUCAACUUCUGAUCUGAGCUACCUCUCGAAUGUAGGAAAAAGUAUCUACUCUGCCAUGACUGACGCUGAUCCGAAAGCGAUUUGGAUCAUGCAAGGAUGGUUGUUCUACUCCAGCGAGUAUUGGCGAGAUCCUGAAAAGGUCGAAACUUUCAUUACAAGCGUCCCGAGGGGAAAAAUGAUAAUACUGGACCUCCAAUCAGAACAAUUUCCUCAAUAUCAGCGCCUGCAGCAAUAUUUUGGUCAACCGUACAUUUGGUGUAUGCUCCAUGAUUUUGGAGGAACUCUUGGGAUGUUUGGGUCAGUCAGUAUCAUAAAUGAGAAUGUUAUCAAAGCUAGGAAUGAACCAAAUAGUACCAUGAUUGGUACUGGGCUAACUCCAGAAGGGAUCAACCAAAAUUACGUUGUAUAUGAUUUGAUGACUGAAUCUGCUUGGAGAUCAGAACCUUCCAACUUGACCAGUUGGUUCAGGAAUUACACUAUCAGAAGAUACGGAAGAUAUAACGAAAAUAUAACGAAAGCUUGGGACUUGUUGAGAGGUUCAGUUUAUGACUAUAGUGGUAUUUUCAAGCUAAGAGGGAAAUAUGCCAUAACCAACACACCGAGUCUGAAGCUGAACAUUUGGACUUGGUAUAACUACAGUGACGUUUACGAGGCUUGGGAUCUUUUUAUCGCUUCAGCAGACGAAUUCAUAGAUAGUCCAGCCUUCCUCCACGACUUGGUAGAUCUAACAAGACAAGUUCUCCAAAUAGCUGGCGACGUAUACUACGAAAAACUCCUCGGUUAUUUCAGAGGUAAAAAUAUCCAGGCUUUCGAAGACACAUCUUCCAGAUUUUUGAACAUAUUCCUCGAUCUGGAUCUGAUAUUGUCUACCAACAAGGAUUUCUUGUUGGGUCCUUGGCUUGAGGCUGCCAAAGCUUGCGCGAACGAUACCAAGGAAGCUGAACUUUUUGAGUAUAACGCCAGGAACCAAAUCACCUUGUGGGGACCUCAUGGGGAGAUUAUCAACUAUGCCAACAAGCAGUGGUCAGGUGUUGUUUCACAUUAUUUCCAACCGAGAUGGGCACUUUUUAUAAAUCGCAUGGACAUAUCUUUGCAUACCAAGACGAGGUUCAAUGAAUCGUUGGUGAAGCAAGAAAUGUUUGAGAGAGUUGAGGAACCUUUCACGUUUGAUAGGGGCCUUUUUCCCACAGAACCAACAGGGGAUCCAGUUGGAAUUGCGAAAGAAAUACAUAGUAGAUGGUCUAACCUCAUUUUGAUGCUAUCCUCAAAAUCUGCAAGGAAUAAAAAUAGGAAGCAGAGAUCUAGUGAGGAAAGGACAGCGGAACCUUAUUUUGAAGAUAUGGAACCCAAAGUUAUUGUACUGGGAUGAAUGUGAAAUAAAACUUUA
Messenger RNA from Phaedon cochleariae (mustard beetle), 2413 nucleotides. Lineage: Eukaryota; Metazoa; Arthropoda; Insecta; Coleoptera; Chrysomelidae. The record is from the annotation of a GenBank genome assembly.